Molecule: messenger RNA, 339 nt
Organism: Sphenostylis stenocarpa
Lineage: Eukaryota; Viridiplantae; Streptophyta; Magnoliopsida; Fabales; Fabaceae
Source: the annotation of a GenBank genome assembly
AUGCCACUGAAACAACAGAAAAUGAACUACAAAAUCACAACAAUAGAGGCUAAGGUCACGUUGUUGGAGGCAGAGGUACAUAGGCCUGUAACGACUGUGGAUUCGAUUCAAAUACAGACCAUGCUGAUCUUGGAGAAGCCGGAGGUUCUGUCCCUUAACCAAGAAAAGAAAAAAGUGCGGAUGUUGAAGCCAGUGAUUGGGAUGAAGAGCAAAGCCACCAGAAUGCAACACACUCUGUACGAUUGGGUAGAUUGGCGAUUACAACUGUGGUUGCCAGAGAAAAUUGAGUGUGGCCAAAAGUCACUCGAGAUGUCUACAGCCACUGUCAGUAAUAAGUGA